Messenger RNA from Fulvia fulva, 1158 nucleotides. RefSeq lists its product as uncharacterized. The transcript is spliced from 2 exons. Bases 1 to 1158 code for a protein of 385 amino acids. NCBI's taxonomy places the organism in Eukaryota, Fungi, Ascomycota, Dothideomycetes, Mycosphaerellales, Mycosphaerellaceae. The record is from RefSeq and is a predicted model, not a curated record.
AUGGAGGACGAGCUCGCGCGCCUGGAUGCCGAAAAGGCGAAGAUUCUCAAAGAGCGAGGUGCAUUCCUCGGUGGCGUAAAGCGUCGGCACGAUAACGGGAGGCGUACUCUGCAGGCGCUGCGUUCUCGCCAAAAUGCAGAGUAUAGGAUCACAGUAGGGAUCGCGAACCAGAAAUAUCAGGCGAAGCUGGCAGAUUUGACCACUAGAAGAGAAGAAGUAUUGAAGAGCAUCCCGGAUCCACAGCUAGACGGCCUAAGUGACCUCGAUGACGAUGAAUCUCAACCAGAGCGCCCUUCCGCCGAGCUUCCUCCACAGCCACCAGCUGUCCCGCCACUAGAGUCACCCAUCGAGGCUCAAGAUCCGCCUGAAAAGAGCGUACAAGAGGUUGAUAAUGGCAGUUCGAGUGGACAUAGCCCGCCUGGAACAUCAGUAUGGGAUGAGAAUACGCGGGAAAGUAGCUCGCCAGCACAAGAGGAAGAGGACUUGGGUCUGAAUCUCCCGGUUAUAUCACCACAAACGCGGGAAGGUGAAUCGCUGAGCGGCGAAUUUCCUACGGUGAUCUACAUGAAGGGCCACUUUCACGAGAUCAAAUGCCACAAUUGCGGGACGAAUUCCACCCGAAAUGGCAAAGACUUCUUCCUAGGCGCCAGAGGCAUACUCGACCAUAUCCGCAUAGCACACGAAAGGCUGUAUCCCAAGCACGACUUCAGAGAACUCGACGCCUGUAUAGUCCGUACACUCGACCGCGAGGAGGUCCAGAAGCUCGAAAAUGGCAUUCAACCAGCCGAUCCUCUCGUCAAGUGUGGUCCACAGCCAUUCCAGCGGCCACAAAUCCCGGAUGCACAGCCCAAAAUCUCACAUCCCGACGUACCUGGAAACGUUAUCCAAGACGAAGAUGACGAGUGGUUCCGCAUAUCAUGCAGAAUCUACAGAGGCAAUGCUGAUGAUGGUCUAGAAUGGUACGACGGAGAGCAGGGAUUGUGGGAACAUAUCUGGGACUGCCAUCCGCAGAUGUUGGGAGAGUAUGAUACUGAGACUUGGGACGUGCUGGAGGAUGUCGGGCGUAUCGCUUUCAAGGAGCCGUUGGAGGAGGGACAAGUGUACUCGAUCUGUCAGCAUGCAAUGGAGAACCCACGACGGAGAGGAGUACAAAUGUAG